Styela clava is the source of this 1941-nucleotide messenger RNA. NCBI's taxonomy places the organism in Eukaryota, Metazoa, Chordata, Ascidiacea, Stolidobranchia, Styelidae. The record is from RefSeq and is a predicted model, not a curated record.
GCUUAGAAACGAACUUUUUGAUAACUAUCAAUUUUUUUUUUCAAGGUUAUUAAAAUGUUCAAUGCAAGUAGAGGAAUUUUCAGAUUACAAUCUAAAUUUGUUGGAAUCUUACGAUUAGGACAUGUGACAACUAGCCAAUACUCAACUCUACCUAUUGACGAUGAAAUAUUUGGACUUAGUGAGGAUCAAAGACAAUUAAGACAAACUGUUUCAAAUUUUUUCAAAGAAGAACUUGCUCCACUAGCGGACAAAAUUGAUAAAGAAGAUGAUUUUCCAGGCCGAAGACAAUUUUGGAAAAAGUUAGGAGAAAUGGGUCUUCUUGGUGUCACAGCACCUGUGGAGUAUGGUGGAACUGGCCUUGAUAUUUUGGAUCAAUUAGUAAUCAUGGAAGAACUUUCUAGAGUAUCAGCUGCACUUGGAUUAAGUUGGGGUGCCCAUGCAGAUUUGUGCUUGAACCAAAUUGUGAGAAAUGGAACUGAUGAACAGAAAGCCAAAUAUCUCCCAAAGCUUAUUUCAGGAGAACAUAUUGGUGCUUUAGCUAUGAGCGAAUCUGGCUCUGGAUCAGAUGUCCUUUCAAUGCAACUUAAAGCUGAAAGAGAAGGCGAUUACUACAUUCUCAAUGGCAAUAAGUUUUGGAUAACCAAUGCUCCAGAUGCUGAUAUUACAAUAGUAUAUGCAAAGACUGAUCUCACAGUGGCACCAUCAAGAGGUGUUACAGCUUUUAUCAUAGAAGACGAGUUUGAAGGAUUUUCAAAGGGUCCUAAACUUGACAAAUUAGGUAUGAGAGGUUCAAAUACAGGGGAAUUAAUAUUUGAAAAUUGCAAAGUGCCAGUUGAAAACGUGUUGGGUGGAGUCGGAAAAGGAGUUCGCGUCCUCAUGAACGGACUUGAUAUUGAAAGACUUGGUGCUGCAGCUGGUCCAAUAGGAAUAAUGCAGGCUGUUAUGGACCAUACAGUGCCUUACUUGCAUGAAAGAAAACAAUUUGGCAAAAGGAUCGGAGAAUUUCAACUCAUGCAAGCCAAGAUGGCAGAUAUGUACACCAGACUUAGCUCAUCUCGUUGUUAUCUCUAUAACCUUGCACGAGCUUAUGGACAAGGAUAUCGGAACAGUAGAGAUUGUGCUGCAGUUGUUUUACAUGCAGCCGAACUUGCAACACAAGUUGCACUUGACGGCAUUCAAUGCCUUGGAGGAAACGGAUAUAUCAAUGACUACCCUAUGGGUAGAUUUUUAAGAGAUGCCAAAAUUUAUGAAAUAGGAGCCGGAACAAGUCAGAUUCGACGAUUAAUAAUUGGUCGCUCCUUCAAUGAUGCCUUUCCAAAGUGAAAUUUUUCCAAUUUGUAAGAUGCUGCAAUAGAUUCUGUUUGAAUCUAAAUGUUCAUUCAAAUUAUAUGUAUCUUUUCUCGAAACUGUAUAUUGAAUAUAUAUCUGCCUCUUUAUAUAUUUAGUUCACUCUUGAUUUGAUUCAAAAGAAUUCAUAUAUUAAAUCUAAUCACUAUUAUUAUCCAUAACGAUUUCGCAUAGAAAUGUUUCAUUGAUUUUGUAUCCACACGUUUCAUUAAAUGAAAUUAUUUUGUGAUCAGUUGUGGAGAACAACAUAGCUACUUACUACUUUUGACUCAUCAGAAAAAAUAUGAAUGAAGUACCACACCAUCUUUUUAUUGUGCAUUUACUAGAGCAGUAGAAUACUACCGUACAAUACAAAACCAAUUUGCUUGGUGACUGCAACUGUUCUAUAAGAAUCAAAAGUUGCUUAUGAAUUUUAUCGAAAGCAAUAUUAAUUACCUCAAUGAUCUGCUGAAAGUAUCCAAUUCCCAACCAGAUGAACAGUGUGGAAAUAAGAGGUUAAAUGUUAUUGAUAGUGAUAUUAUGCAAAAAUAAUUAUGCACUUAUUUGUUCUGUUUAAUUUUGAUACCAAUUAUUGUUACAGAGCUUAAAUUAGUG